Galeopterus variegatus (Sunda flying lemur) is the source of this 1701-nucleotide messenger RNA. It is a transcript of the gene MMP25, whose product is annotated as matrix metallopeptidase 25. Gene Ontology annotation, biological process: proteolysis; extracellular matrix organization; collagen catabolic process. Bases 165 to 1676 code for a protein of 503 amino acids. Gene Ontology annotation, cellular component: extracellular matrix. Lineage: Eukaryota; Metazoa; Chordata; Mammalia; Dermoptera; Cynocephalidae. Gene Ontology annotation, molecular function: zinc ion binding; metalloendopeptidase activity. The transcript has 10 exons. The record is from RefSeq and is a predicted model, not a curated record.
UGCUGCUCCCGCUGCUGCCGCCACCCGCGCGCGCCCCGAAGCCCUCGGCACAGGACGUGAGCCUGGGCGUGGACUGGCUGACCCGUUAUGGCUACCUGCCGACACCCCACCCCGCCCAGGCCCAGCUGCAAAGCCCCGCGAAACUACGGGAUGCCAUCAAGGUCAUGCAGAGGUUCGCCGGGCUGCCAGAGACGGGCCUCAUGGAUGCAGUGACAAUGGCCACCAUGCGGAAGCCCCGCUGCUCCCUGCCUGACGUGCUGGGUGCAGCGGGGCUGGUCAGGCGGCGCCGACGGUACGCUCUGAGGGGCAGCAUCUGGAAGACACGAACCCUCACCUGGAGGGUACGAUCCUUCCCCCAGAGCUCCCAACUGAGCCAGGAGACUGUGCGCACCCUCAUGAGCUAUGCCCUGUCUGCCUGGGGCGUCGAGUCAGGCCUCGUGUUCCAGGAGGUGGGCUCUCAGGACAAGGAGCCUGACAUCCUCAUCGACUUUGCCCGUGCCUACCACCAGGACAGUUACCCCUUCGACGGGAUGGGGGGAACCCUGGCCCAUGCCUUUUUCCCUGGCGAGCACCCCAUCUCUGGGGACACUCACUUUGAUGAUGAAGAGACCUGGACUCUUGGGUCAAAAGAUGGUGAGGGCACCGACCUGUUUGCGGUGGCUGUUCAUGAGUUCGGCCAUGCCCUGGGCCUGGGCCACUCCUCAGCUCCCAACUCCAUUAUGAGGCCCUUCUACCAGGGCCCCGUGGGUGACCCUGACAAGUACCGCCUGUCCCAGGAUGACCGCGAUGGCCUGCAGCAGCUCUAUGGGAAAGCGCCCCAAACCCCGUAUGACAAGCCCACGAGGAAACCCCUGGCUCCUCCUCCCCAGCCCCCUGUCAUGCCCCCAGACAGACCCUCCUCCCCGGUCCCUGAUCGAUGUGAAGGCAAUUUUGAUGCCAUUGCCAAUAUCCGAGGUGAAACUUUCUUCUUCAAAGGCCCCUGGUUCUGGCGCCUCCAGCCGUCGGGACAGCUGGUGUCCCCUCGGCCAGCUCGGCUGCACCGCUUCUGGGAGGGGCUGCCCACCCAGGUGAAGGCCGUCCAGGCGGCCUAUGCCCGGCACCGAGAUGGCCGAAUCCUCCUCUUCAGCGGCCCCCAGUUCUGGGUGUUCCAGGACCGGCAGCUGGAGGGCGCCGCGCGGCCGCUCACCGAGCUCGGGCUGCCCCCGGGGGAGGAGGUGGACGCUGUGUUCUGGUGGCCGCUGAAUGGCAAGACCUACUUGAUCCGCGGCCAGCAGUACUGGCGGUACGACGAGGCGGCGGCGCGCCCAGACCCCGGCUACCCACGAGACCUGAGCCUCUGGGAAGGGGCGCCGCCCGCUCCGGACGAUGUCACCGUCAGCAACACAGGGGACACCUACUUCUUCAAGGGCGCCCACUACUGGCGCUUUCCCAAGGGCAGUGUCAAGACCGCGCCAGACUCCCCCCAGCCUAUGGGGCCCACGUGGCUGGACUGCCCCGCCCCCAGCUCUGACCCAGGGCUUCCCAGACCCCGCAAACCGUCCCCCAGUUCCGGACCCUGCGACUGUCAGUGCGAGAUCAAUCACGCCGCAGGGCGGCGGCCACCGCCCCUCCCGCUGCUCCCGCUGCUCCUGCUGCCUCUGCUGCCCCUGCUGGCGGGGGGCGUCGUCUCCAGCUGAGGGGGAGCUUCCUGAGCGAGAGGAA